GGCCAGGGUAGGCCGUCAUUGUAAAAAAUAAUUUGUUCUUCACUGACUUGCCUAGUUAAAUAACAUUGAGUUAUCGAUUACGUGGGAGAGAAACAUAAACAAGUAGAACUUCACCCAAGAGACUGGAGUUGAGCAUAAUGAAUGGAGAGGGCUUGAGGUGCUGACAUUAUGUUAGAUCAUCUGAUAUACUGGCGCAGGCUUAUUAGAUUCAUUGAAGCAGGGAAACCCAGAGGACAGACCUACAGGCUCGUCAUAUCAAAAUUCUCCACCUCGUCUCUAUAGUGUCAGUCUUUCUAUUAGAACUCCAUCACUCCCUCAGAUGUAGGAGCCACAGGGUCAACAUGUGAGUGAAUGUUACAUGCCCAUAGAUGUACAUAGAAGUGGAAGUCAAUGCAAAAUAACCUUAUGAGCAUAUUAGGUAUCGGAGUAUACCAAAGCUCCAACAGUGGUGUAAACAGAAAGGUAAUGUUUUGGAGUUUGAGGCUGUAACCCCCCUGUUUAUACUGUAGCUCAGGGGUUGCUUAGCAGUUUCUGUGGUGAAUGCACAUGCUGUCCCUGCACAUGGCAGAGCGCUAAGAUUACUAUGGAGAGGACAAAGAGCACCAGUAUAUGACAAGACUGCAGAGGCCAAUCAUUGAAUAAACCCCAUUGUUGCUGUUGCCGGAUUCAUCCACCAACUACUUGCCAUUUGCACUAUAAAUACAAUUCGAGUUAUCCUCUGCAGGUCCCAGGGCAACAGAGGAGCAGCACCACUGUUCCAACCAUGCCUAUCAACUCAUCCCAUGGAUAACACUUACUGCUUGUAGCUGCUAGAAUUGAUCAGCUGGGUAUAUAAAUGUUGUGAGUGAUGCUGAUAUGUACAGGGCAAUCCAUCCCACUAUGAGGCAGCCUUCCUGAACUCUUUGGGGGAAAAUAUAGCUGCUCUUUUGUAUGGCGAGUCUAAGUCAUUAAACCGGAUAAACCAGUCAUUAAGCCAUUGUAAUUAGAUAGAGAUUGAAUAACAUUAGCUAGCCAAGGGGAAACUAAGAGAGGAGACAGGCUCCACCCCCCAGUACCACUCUCAGAAGGUGAUUCAGAAGUCAUGGCUGACCACAACAAGGUAUUACCCAGUCCUCUUUUCCGCCGAGAUGUAAAUUGGGAUCCUUUCCGUGAGUGAACACAGCCUAGCCACAUGAUCAUGGAGAAGGACUCUGGCCUCCCUCCUUUCCUGGAUCCAGGCGAUGUGAGCUGGAUAGAUUGGGCUAGGAAUACAUUGGCAUCAACCUCCUGGCCAGGGUACACACACUAUCCCCUCUUCAGCCUCAGCACUGUUCUUCCUGCUGCAGUGGCACCCCAGAUUUCAGCCAGGCUUCAGAGGCAACUGUCUGGAGGAGUGUCAGAGAUCAGGACAGAACAGGGCAGAUGGAGGAUCACCCUGGAUGUUAAUCACUUCUCACCAGAGGAGAUGUCAAUCAAAACCAAGGGGGGCUUCCUGGAGAUUGCAGGUCAACAUGAUGAAAGGGAAGACAAACAUGGAUCAGUCUCAAGGUGCUUUAUAAGGAAAAACAAGCUGCCCCCUGGUGUGGACUUGCAGCACAUCAGCUCAUCUCUGUCUGGUGAAGGGGUUCUCUUAGUAGAAGCACCUCUACCAGGCUCAGCUACCACCAUCCUCCCCAGUGACAUGGUCAUCCUCAUUCAGAUCAAGCAUGAGCAGGAGGGGAAAGAGUGAAUCCAGUUGUCCAGAUGUUGAGAUCCAUCACAAUUAGAUAUAAAUCUUAGGGUAAAGCUUAGAAGUGAAUGACAGUGUUGACAACUUUUGACAAAAAUGUGAUUGUGGAUUAGGUAUUGGUCAUUCAAAAUGACAAACAUAGUGGCUUCUAUUGCUGUUGAAACCCUAUAACUUAAUUUACUCUCAUUGUAACCGCAAGGUUGUCAGGUUUUUCUAUGCAUUUUGGUUAAUCAUGUCCCAUGAUUUAACUAGCAAAACUAAGAUAAACAACAGAAAUCAUCAAGACUGAUGAAAUGUACUUUCUCAUUUGUCAAAUGAUAGGUUAAUUGGGAGUAAAAAUGACCAUUCCUUCGACACAUUGGUGCGGCUGGCUUCCGGGUUAAGUGGGCAUUGCGUAAUGAAGCAGUGCGGCUAGGCGUCCUGCUAGCGGGACAACUUCCAGUGAAGCUGGAGGGCGCGUAAUUCAAAUAAAUAAUCAUAAAAAUGAUGGAUAUUAAACAUUUAGAUACAUACAAGUGUCUUAUAUUGGUUGAAAGCUUGUUAAUUUAACUGCACUGUUCGAUUUACAGUAGCUAUUACAGCAAAAGCAUGCCAUGUGAUUGUUUGAGGACGGUGCCCCAAAUCCAAAUAUUUUUCCACUGGCACAGGUUUCAUAAAUUCACAAAUAGCGAUGAAAUAUUCUUGAAAAUUAUCCUCCGAUUUGGCAUCUAAAGGGUCCCAGCUAUAACAUGUAGUAUCGUUUUGUUAGAUAAAAUUCUUCUUUAUAUCCCAAAAAGUCUGUUUACUUUGCGCCAUCGAUUUGAGUAAUCCACUCGUUCAACACGCAGAGAAAGAAAUCCGAAAAUCUACCCCUAAACUUUGUUUCAACAAGUCAAAAUACGUUUCUAUUUACUCCUCGGAUACCCUUAAAUGUUAUCAAGCUCUAAUAUUUCUUAUGGAAAGAAGUAUGUUCAAUAGGAAACCGAUUUUAGCAGGUGCGUUUUCUCUUCAUGGCGCGCCCAAACAUGAAUUUCCAAGACUGUGUCCCUUUACUAAAACUGAUAUUUCUUAUUCGUUUUGGAAGUUACAAGCCUGAAACCUUGAACAUAGACUGCAGACACCCUAUGGGAGCUAGAAUUCAGUAUGCCCCUAUACUUUCCAUGGUAAGAGCAUGAUCUCGCUCAAAAAAAAAAUUCUGGUUGGUUUUUCUUUGGAUUUUCUCCUACCAUAUCUAUUGUGUUAUAUUCUCCUACAUUAUUUUAACAUUUCUACAAACGUCCAUGUGUUUUCUUUCCAAUGGUACUAAUUAUAUGCAUAUUCUGGCUUCAGGACCUGAGCAACAUACAGUUUACCUUGGGCAUGUCAUUCAGGCGGAAAUUGAGAAAAAAGGGGCCUAGCCCUAAGAAGUUCUAAGAAUGCUGAAACAGUUCUACAAAUCAUACAUUUCAAUAUUGCUAUUUCUAUGAAUGUAAUAUUUUUUUAAUAAAAGCAAUUAACAAUC
Molecule: messenger RNA, 3188 nt
Organism: Oncorhynchus kisutch (coho salmon)
Lineage: Eukaryota; Metazoa; Chordata; Actinopteri; Salmoniformes; Salmonidae
Product: heat shock protein beta-1-like
Exons: 3
Coding region: 1172-1708 (178 amino acids)
Biological process (GO): protein refolding; negative regulation of apoptotic process; response to heat
Cellular component (GO): cytoplasm; nucleus
Source: RefSeq, a predicted model, not a curated record